AUGGCUAAACAACAUGUUAAGAGACGAGACAAACGCCGCGCUUUUACAGCCCUAGUGCGAUUUGGCCUAGCCACUUUUCCCAACACCUCUAACCCUUUUAGAGCUAGUUUAGACCAGCUAGUUAGUGACUUGCCAAUUGAUCAAGACUGUAAACGGUUUAUUCAGUCAGUUAUUGCUACCACUGAUAUUGAUAGUGCCCAGCGUGCCAAAGAAACCGAAUGGCUCUGUAAUGUUAUUUUUAGAGAUAAAGGUAUUCGCAAACUCAAAACUGCCGCACAAAAGCAUUCCCAUAGAUCUAUUCUUCUUUGCUCGCGCUUAAUUGGGUCUGAAACUCAAGCCUUUCUUCUUCCUUUGCUGCAGAUGGUUCAUUAUAGCUUGAUUAGCUACCAUGGCCCAGUACCCGUCUCUCUAGUCUUAGAUGCGCUUAUUAGGGCUAGAGACCUUACCCAUAACAAGAUUCUCUCCCGUAUUCGGCAAGACCUUCUUCUAGCGACUACUUCUCAGGAUAUUUGGACUGAAGUAGAAGUUCGAAUUGCCCGACUGGCCCAAACCACUCGGACUGCUGAGCCUUCCUUAAACCGCGCAACCCUCCAGGAACUAGCUCGAAUUAUCACUGCUCAUGAAACAGCCGAAGAAAUGCUAGGCUACUUGUUUAAGGAGCGAGACAAUCCUCUUUUUCUGUCCCUCUAUCUGACCGCUCUUAAUGAACUCCAACGCCAAGGCGCAGAUGUCGCCACCGAGAUCGCUAAGAUCGCCCCUCUAGCUAUCAAACAGAAACAAACCCGGGCCAUCCUUCAUUCCUUGCUAAACCGGGUCCCUAACUACCCCAGAAGCCUAGAGCGCAAUCAACUAUUAGCCACCAGCUUAUAUGACCUAUUUACCCAAACCAGCAGCUACCGACUUGUUGGUGCUCUAGCCAGUUUACUUGAAUACCUUCCGUCUCCAAGCCAAAAUCAGUGUACUACUCGGUUACUACACUAUCUAAAAUCACAACUUAAAAAAUCACCGGACAAUCUUCUUACCCCCGAGCUAGCUCAUCUCAUAACUAACUUGCUAUCUGCUAACCUUUCACAGAUUCCCAAUAGCCCGCAACUCUUCGCUCUAUUCAAAACCCUCCUAACUCAUCUAUUCAACCCUACCACAAACACUGAAACCCAUGUCAAAACCGCCUCUCUCCUUACCCACGCCUGCUUACAUCCCGCAUUAUACACCUCUAUUAUUGACCUAACUGCUUCCUCCUCUAGCCUCCCAGAAGUUGUCCUAGAAGCUUUCAUCCAGUCUAAUACUUUAUCCGAGGCCCUACUAUUCACUCAACUCGCUAAGCAAUGCCCGUAUACUCUCCUCAACCUAACCCGAGUUAUCACUCAGCUCUCUUCCAAGAAUCAGCCCACGCUUAUCAAUAACUUACUCGACUGGUCCCUAACUAGCCUCCAAUCCUCCCCUAGUGACUACUUGUACUCUCUUCUUAGCACGCUUGCACCUUUGUCUCCUUCCACUACUCAACACAGCAUUCUAGCCCAACUUCUUCUUAACCACCCGCAACCUCCACCAACUACUCUUCUAUCCGCCAUUAACACAAUUCUUCAACAAGCUCGUCCAACCCUAACAUUCGAGUCCGAAUCUCUUCCUCCUCUUCGCACUUUCAUGCGGGCUUAUCCCAAACUGAUCUCUGUUUCCCCCGUUGAGAGUCUUCCUAUCCUCUACCAACUAGGCCUCCAGCUGAUCCAAAUCUUCCCCCAAGCCACUGCACAGUGGCAAGAAUCUGGCUUAGCACUUAUCAAACGACUGAAGGGCUACGCCAACAACAAAAUACCCGCAGAAGCCGUCUUACUAGCGCGUAUUGCCAACAAAAGCACCCUCACCUUCUGGCUCGCCCAACUUUGGACCCAAACCAAUCCUCUUCCCGUUAAAACCCAUCGUACAGCUGUGGUCACGGCCUUUCAACACCUAUCAAUUAUCAACCUACCUGCCACCCUUACCUUUCUUCUUUUCCAUUAUCCCUACCUCAAUCUCGACAUCCGGACCCAACCCAAACCAGACCGCACUACAUCCCGCACUACCUCUAAUAAUCCUAAUAAUACUACUCAACUGCUACCACUUCACCACUUUAUUCUCAACUCCAUUUGUAAAAUCCUCAACCACCACUAUCUAUCGCACAAGCCUACCCGCAAUACCCUUCCCCUCCUGCUACCCUUACUUGAUCAUCUAUUAGCCACCACCUCCCCUAAACUCCGGCAAACUGCUUGUCUACUAGCCAAAUCCCUACUUCUUACCAACUGGGGGACUCCUACAGACUACUCCACUGCUGUUCGUCUUCUAAACCGUAUUUUCUCUCUAAUUACCGACUCUAAAUCAGCGUCCACUCUUAUCUCUGUUCUCCCGGCAUUUGCCACCCGUCUUUCUCUUGAUUUUGUUUCCACCUAUCUCAUUCCAGGCCUACACCACCCUAACAAACAGCUUCGGCGCACAUUUAGAACGGCUUUUCAAGCCGUCAGAGCUGGCCACCCUUUCAUGCUCUCACCAUCCCAGGAACUGCCAUAUCUUUUAUUUUGUGCGAACUAA
Messenger RNA from Nematocida homosporus, 2562 nucleotides. RefSeq lists its product as uncharacterized. The transcript has a single exon. The record is from RefSeq and is a predicted model, not a curated record. The coding region runs from base 1 to 2562 and encodes 853 amino acids. Lineage: Eukaryota; Fungi; Microsporidia.